AUGUACCACGAGUAUGCUUAUUAUUCUGGUUUUGAAAUCAGAAAAGGGAGCCAGAAAACUAAUUUGUCGGGAAUAGUAAGACAAAAGUACUAUCUUUGUCACAGAGCUGGAGAAAGAAAGAAGGUUAACAUAGAUAGUUUAGAAAGAAAUGAAAAACAAGUUAGAAAAAGCAGCAUGGAAUCCACUGGAUGUAGAGCUAGAGUGAGAUUUGACUUGGAUUACUUGAACAAAACAUACAUAAUAGCUGAUUUCCAUGCAAUUCAUAAUCAUGAAUUGGUUCCGCGAGAGUAUAGACAUCUAUGCAAAACAGAUAGACAACUAAAAUAUGCAGAGCAGCUAUUUGUCUACAACGCCUCCAUCUCAAACGUUGGACCAACAAAAGCUCAUCAACUGUACAGUAACUUGAAAGGGAAGCUCGUUAAAUUUAACAAAAUGAUGGAAAUGAGAGAACAUAUCCCUGGUUUUGCAUUUGAGUAUAAGGUUGACAACUCUGAAUUGCACUCACUUUUUUGGGCCGAUAAUGUAGCAAGGUGUAACUAUGAAGAAUUCAGCGACAUAAUGUCCUUUGAUGCAACGUAUCGGACAAACAGGUACAACAUGAUGUUUGUCCCUUUCACGGGAAUAGACAACCAUAACAAAUGCGUAACCUUUGCUGCUGGGUUGAUAAGAGAUGAGAAGCAAGAAACAUACACAUGGCUUCUAAAAUGUUUCAUGGAUAACAUCAAGAAAGAGCCAACAAUGGUGGUAACAGAUCAAGACAAAGCCAUGGAGAUUGGAAUAAAAAAUAUAUUUAAGACUGCAAAGCAUAGGCUGUGCAUGUGGCACAUAACACAAAAACUGCCAACAAAGAUAAGAGAGGCAUCUCCAAGUAUAGAAGAUGAAACUGAGAGAGACUUCAAGAGCAGAUCAAAGUGGAUACCAGCUUACUUCAUUGACACUCCAAUGUGUGGCCUGAUGAGAACAACAUCAAGGUCAGAAAGCGAGAAUGCUUUUUUUUCUCAUUUCACAAGAUCAGCGUCAAAUCUGCUGAGUUUCAUGAGUGGAUUUGAAUCAGCAAUGAUGAAACAAAGGUCAAAACAAGAAAAGUUAGAUGAUGAAACUAUAAAGAAGACUCCAGUAUUGAACACAAAACUCAAAAUAGAAAUGCAUGCUUCAAAACUGUACACAAAAAUAAUUUUUGAGAUGAUACAGAAGGAAAUAGAAGCUGGUCUAUAUGAUUGUUUAGUUGCCCAAAUGAUUGCUGAAGAAGAGUGUCAAAUUUAUAUCAUUAAUGAGAUGUUAAAGAGGAAAGUGAAAGAGACUGGACAAAAUGUGAUUCAGUAUAAGGUAUUGCAUAACCUUGAGGAUGGUUCUGUUGUGUGUACCUGUAGACACUAUCUCCGUUUAGGUCUCCUUUGCCGACAUUGUUUCAGUGUUUUGAAGAACAAUAAUAUAGAUGAAAUACAUGCACAAUACAUUAUGAGGCGGUGGACAAAAGGCAUCAUACCACCUGAUUUGAGAUCAAGCAGAAACAGAUUUGAUAAUGGAAAUGUUGGUACUCAAAAGAUGGUUGCUGAAGCAAGUUCAGUUUUUGAGGACUGCUUGCAUCUUGUUGUGAACGAUGAUGAAAAACUUAAAGAGUUUCUGGAAAGAGUCAAAUCGUUGAAGUCAGAAGUUGAGGCUGAUAUGGCAAACCAACCACCAAAGAAAAAAAAUGAAGUGAUAUCAAGAAUGAUGGGUGUUGAAAAACCAGAUUCAAACGAAAUAAAAAACCCUCCAGUUGGAGUGUAUAAGGGAUGUGGAACUGUUAACCGUAUAAUGGGCGGUAAGGAGAAAGGAAUAAAAGAAAACAAUAAAAGAAAGAGAAAGUGUACUACAUGCGGAGAUACGAAUCACAACAGCAGGACAUGUGGAAAAAAGAAACAAAAAUUCAAUGAAAAAGUGAAUACUGAAGGAGCUUCAAACAAUUAG
Messenger RNA from Erigeron canadensis, 1950 nucleotides. Its product is annotated as protein FAR1-RELATED SEQUENCE 5-like. Gene Ontology annotation, molecular function: zinc ion binding. The record is from RefSeq and is a predicted model, not a curated record. Gene Ontology annotation, biological process: regulation of DNA-templated transcription. The coding region runs from base 1 to 1950 and encodes 649 amino acids. The transcript is spliced from 6 exons. Lineage: Eukaryota; Viridiplantae; Streptophyta; Magnoliopsida; Asterales; Asteraceae.